ACCGUGGCUCCAGCUCCGACAUCCCCAAAAAUGGCGUCUCCUUCAUCUUCCAAUAUUUCAAAGACCAUCUUCCCAAUCUUCUCUUUCUUGCCUUCAGCAAUGGCCUUCUUUCAUGCGACACAUCAUUCAACAUCUGUUGAUUUUGUUUUGUUGAUGUUGAAGUUUUGAGUUUUUUCCAUGCGCAUCAGUAAUGGUCUUCAUCAAUGUCCAAUACUCCAUCUGGAAUCCCACCUAAUUUUAGCUUCCAAACUAUAUUAACUCUCUUCACCAAUGUUAAAAUCAGAUCCCUCUUCCACAAUUUUGUUUUUAUCAUCAUUCCUUCGAUAUGGGAAUUUAGGGCUCGAAUCGAUGGAAAUCUUUUUCGCGGAUUUUUUUUCUUUUUUCUUUUUUUUUUGUUCUUUGAGAAAAGAGAUUAAUGGCAAAAUUGUUUUUCUUACAUUAGUUAUUCUAAAAGGGGAUUUGUGGGUAUGAACAAAGAGUAUGAACAAACCAACUCCAAAAUAACGAAAAUUAAAAUUAAAAUUUUAAAAAACCCCAAACCAUUAACCAUCCUCCCCCAAGACGCGUGGACUCCACGCUCCCCUUCCAUCAAAUCAAAAUUUCUCCAAAGCCUCAAUGACACUUCACAGAAACAAACAGUCCCCUGUUUUUCCCCUUCCUCCUCCGACCUUCUACUCACAUGGCCCCAUCAUGUCCCCUUCCCUUUCUUCUCUCUCCUUUGCCGUCUUUCACAAUCCCCUUUUUCUCUCUUCUUUCACACCCACUAACCCAUUUCUUCAAAUCCCCCCUUCAAAUCUCCCCAUGCUGUUCUGUUUCUGAAUCUCUUCUCUUCCACUGUCAAUGGCGGACUCCGACGACCCCACCACCGCCGCCGCCCAAGCUGUCCAUCGCCGCUAUGAAGGCCUUCUGAUGGUCCGGACCAAAGCCCUCAAAGGCAAAGGCGCUUGGUACUGGUCUCAUCUCGAACCCCUUCUUCUUAAGAACUCCGAUACCGGCUUCCCUAAGGCCGUCAAGCUCCGAUGCUCCUUAUGCGACGCCGUUUUCUCCGCUUCUAACCCUUCUAGAACCGCCUCCGAGCAUCUCAAGCGAGGCACUUGCCCUAAUUUCAACUCUCCCUCCAAAAACACUCUUGUUUCUAUUUCCCCUGUUUCUCGUAAGCGCGCCGCCGACAGCGAUGGUGGCGAUUCGUUUUACGAUAUUCCGCCGUUGACGGUGGUGGACCCGUCGGGGAUUUACGGCGGUUCGUUCUCGCCGUUCCAAUCUCAUCAACCUCAUCAACAACAACCGUUGUUAAUGUUGUCUGGUGGGAAAGAGGAUUUGGGGGCUUUAGCUAUGUUGGAGAACAGUGUGAAAAAGCUUAGAACUCCAAGAACUUCACCCGGGGUAUCAUUAAACAAGGAUCAAAUUGAUUCUGCGCUUGAUUUUCUUACUGAUUGGGUGUUUGAAUCACCUGGGUCAGUCUCACUUUCGAGUUUGGAGCAUCCAAAAUUCAGGGCGUUUUUGAAUCAAGUCGGAUUACCUUCGAUUUCAUCGAGGGAUUUUGCUACAGUUAGAUUGAAUUCUAAAUACGAGAUAGCUAAAGCUGAUGUUCAUUUGAAAAUAACUGACGCUAUGUUCUUCCAAAUCGCUUCUAGUGGAUGGCAACCUCAGAAUCAAGAGGAUAAAACUAUGGUUCAUAUAGCUUUGAAUCUCCCAAAUGGGACUACGUUGUAUAGAAAAACUCUUAUUGUUGGUUCUUCUGUUCCUUGUAGAUUUGCAGAGGAAGUGCUUUGGGAUACAGUUUUGAAUAUUUGUGGAAGCAGUAAGGAGAAGUGUGUUGGGAUUGUGGCAGAUAAGUUCAAGGGCAAAGCAUUGAGGAGCUUGGAAAAUCAGCAUCAGUGGCUAGUUAAUCUUCCAUGUCAGUUUCAAGCUUUCAAUAGUUUGGUUAAGGAUUUCACUAGAAAGCUUCCACUGUUCAAGAAAGUAGCUGAAAACUGCAAAAGGGUAGCUCAUUUCUUCAAUUUUGAGUCUCAUAUUAGAACAAUCUUCCACAAGUAUCAGUUACAAGAAUGUGGCCAUACUUGUUUGAUAACAUUGCCCACAGCUGAAAGUGAGGAAAUAGGAGCUAUGACACUCUUUGGAAUGGUUGAGGACAUGCUCGAGUCAGCUCCCGCGAUGCAGUUAGCUCGGCUUGAUGAAGUGUUCAAGAUGACGUUGAUUGAGGAUCCUACUGCUAGAGAAAUUUCUCACUUAGUUGGGAAUUCUGAGUUUUGGAAUGAAGUAGAAGCUGUGCAUUGUUUGAUCAAAUUUAUUAAAGACAUGGCUCAAGAGAUUGAAAUAGAGAAGCCAUUGGUUGCGCAAUGCCUUCCACUUUGGGAAGAAUUGAGAGAGAAAGCGAAAGAUUGGUGCAAAAAGUUUCACAUCUCAGAAGAAUCAGUAGAGAAGAUAGUUUCAAGGAGGUUUAAGAAAAACUACCACCCGGCUUGGGCUGCAGCAUUUGUGCUCGACCCGCUCUAUCUGAUACGAAACAACAGUGGGAAGUAUCUCCCGCCAUUCAAACGCCUAACAACCGAGCAAGAGAAGGACGUUGACCGUCUUAUAACUCGGCUCGUGGUAAGGGAAGAAGCUCACAUUGCACUAAUGGAGUUGAUGAAAUGGAGAACAGAAGGGCUUGAUCAAGUUUAUGCAAGAGCCGUGCAAAUGAAGGAGAAGGAUCCCGUUACAGGGAAAUUGAGAGCUGCUAAUCCACAAAGCAGUAGGCUUGUUUGGGAAACUUACUUAACUGAGUUCAAAUCAUUGAGAAAAGUUGCAGUUAGGCUCAUUUUUCUUCAUGCUACUUCAUGUGGGUUCAAAAGUAAUGGCAAUUUUGAAAGAAUGGUUUGUUCAUAUGGAAGCUCAAGAGCUGCAAUCGAAGGUGUUAAGAAGUUGGUGUUCAUUUCAGCUCAUUCCAAGCUAGAGAAGGGCAAUUUAUGCAGCAACGGUAACAACAACGACAACAACGAUGAUAUCGAGUUGUUUGCAGCAGUAAAUAGUGAAGAUGAUCUGCCAAGUGAGGCUGAUGGGUCAUCUUCAUUGUAACAUUUUUUUUUCUGAAACAUUUUUUCAACCAAAGAAAAUGAAGUAUAGAACUGUAGUAAUGAAA
Messenger RNA from Benincasa hispida (wax gourd), 3121 nucleotides. RefSeq lists its product as uncharacterized. NCBI's taxonomy places the organism in Eukaryota, Viridiplantae, Streptophyta, Magnoliopsida, Cucurbitales, Cucurbitaceae. The record is from RefSeq and is a predicted model, not a curated record.